Molecule: messenger RNA, 3660 nt
Organism: Ornithodoros turicata
Lineage: Eukaryota; Metazoa; Arthropoda; Arachnida; Ixodida; Argasidae
Exons: 1
Coding region: 1-3660 (1219 amino acids)
Biological process (GO): DNA integration
Molecular function (GO): nucleic acid binding
Source: RefSeq, a predicted model, not a curated record
AUGGCUACGUUCCUGAAGCAGGUACGCCCCUUUGAAACUACGUCGAACCCUGCUGAAGCAUGGUCGGAGUGGCGCCGCCAGUACGAGACGUAUGAACGUGCACUAAAAUACCACAAGGAAGAUGACGAAACACGGCUAUCUCUUCUGCUUCAUGUGGGAGGAAAAGAACUUAACAGUGUUUAUCGCACGUUGGAGUUCCCAAAGGAGGAGACAACAGAGGCCGGUGGCAAAGCUCAAGAAAAGGCGAGGACGAUGAAGAGCGUUUGGGACGCAUUAGUCAAGUACUUCAGGGCGUACAGGAAUCUCACGCAUGCGUCGUUCGUGUUUAAUAACUUGUGUCAGAAGCCUGGACAGCCAUUUGAUCAAUUCCUUCAGGAAGUCAAGCUGCAAGCAGAGCUUUGCGAGUUUGGGCCGGCGUACGAGCGCAAUGUCAAGGACCGUCUUAUUCUUGGCAUAAAGGAUAACGCCCUUCGAGAGCGUUUGCUACGCGAUGCCGCCAUUACACUACAAAGUGUCGUUCUUCAGUGCAAGAGCGCGGAACUUUCAAAGAGUCACUCUCAAGCAGUCACCGUCCAGGAGGGUCACGUUGAUGAACUGUAUAUGACAGGUCAAAAGAAAGGAGCCUACAAACACGGGCGUGGAAGAGGCCUAGGCAGAGGACUAACUACGAAACCCCAGCAGGGCAACACAGAACCGUGUGGAAGGUGUGGCAGGACUCAUCCCCCUCGCAACUGUCCAGCGUAUGGGCAGCAUUGUGGAAAGUGUGGAAAAUUGAACCACUUCGUGCAAGUCUGCAGAGCAGGACAACGUAACCCUAAUCAAGUGAGGGCCUGUGUUCCAAACUGUCCCAACCGUGGUCAUAACAAGCAUGACUCUCAACUGCACGUUCUCACGGGUGAUCAUAUGCAAGGGACAUUGGGCGACUUCGUGUCCCUUGAUGUCCUCACUGUUAACAGCCUUGAAGGGUCUGCAUUCUGGACAGAAGACGUCAGAGUAGAAGGCCACCUUCUCAACUUCAAGCUUGACACAGGGUCCGAGGUGAAUGUGAUUUCAAAAGAGAUUGUCCGAGCUUGGAAUCCUAGACCUCUUGUCAGAAGGUCUCAACGCCGUGUCACAACGUAUUCUGGGGAGCAGCUUCCUGUGGUCGGAGAGACAGUCUUGAGCUGCACUGCUAAUGGACUUACGUGCCCUGUGACGUUUCUGGUCGUCGACUUGUCGUCGUCGCCCAUACUGGGUCUUCAAGCAUGUCAGAUGUUCAACCUUCUCAAGAGAGUUUGCGAGGUUAAAGGUGAAGUGGCUCGACAUGAGAGUAUCAGGGAGACACCAGAGCAAGUUGUUGCAGAAUAUGAAGAUGUUUUUCAAGGUGUUGGACGACUGCCAGGAACUCAUAAGAUCAUACUAAAGGAAGAUGUGAAGCCGUCUAUUUCACCGCCCAGGAAAGUGCCUUUGGCCUUAGAGGAGAAGCUCAAGUUGGAGCUUGAGAGAAUGGAACGAGACGGUGUCAUUGCAAGAGUGACAGAGCCUACUGACUGGUGCAGUCCGCUUAUAAUUGUGCCGAAACCUAAUGGAGACAUUCGUGUAUAUUUGGAUCCUCGGAAGUUAAACGAGGCAAUCAAGAGACCUCAUUACCAGAUCCCAACACAGGAAAGGCAGUUUGCAAGACUUCACGGGUCUACAGUAUUUACGGUCAUGGAUGCAUCACACGCCUUUCACCACCUGCAGCUGGAUGAAGGAAGUUCUCGGUUAUGUACGUUUGCUACGCCCUACGGUCGUUAUCGCUUCUUGGUGAUGCCCUAUGGGUUGAACUGUGCCCCAGAAGCGUUUCAGCAGUCUGUGGACCAACUGUUUGCUGAGCUUCCAGACGUUCACCCAUAUUUUGAUGACAUUCUGCUGGCGUCUCGAGACAUGGGGGAGCAUUGCCAACAGCUUCGAAAGGUUCUUGAAGUGGCAAGGAAAUCAAACCUGAAGCUUAAUAAGGAAAAGCUACAGCUAGCAGUGCAAAGAGUUAAGUACCUUGGCCACGUGCUGACAUCGCAAGGCGUGGAGCCUGAUCCACAGAAGGUGAAGGCCAUUACGGACUAUCCUGUGCCGACAAGUAAGCAGCAGCUGCAACGGUUCAUCGGAAUGGUGACGUACCUCACUAGAUUUGUUCCAAAAAUGUCAGAAAGUACUCGUGUGCUAAGGCAGCUGCUACGGAAAGACGUUGAGUGGGUCUGGGAUGAAAAUUGUCAACAAUGUUUUGAACACCUCAAGCAACUUCUGGUGACUGCUCCUGUGUUGUCAUACUUCGACGCGAACUGUCCGGUGACACUGUCAGUGGAUGCUAGCUCUUAUGGAUUGGGCGCUGUAUUUCUUCAAAAUGACCACCCUGUAGCCUAUGCGUCAGUGUCGCUGACGGAGACACAACAACGAUAUUCACUGAUAGAAAAAGAACUUUUGGCAGUCGUGUUUGCGGCGGAGCAUUUUCACUAUUUCACCUAUGGUAGGGUUGUUGAAGUACAGACAGACCAUAAGCCCCUAGUCGGACUCUCGCAAAAGCCUUUCGACUCCAUAUCACCGAGAUUGCAACGACUGUUACUGAGACUGCAACAUUAUCAAGCGCAGCUUGUUUAUGUUCCUGUAAAGGAUCUUGCUGUUGCUGAUGCGUUGUCGCGGGCACCACUGCAGGAAGUGACUAGGGAGGCGAGUUGUGAGGUACCAGCCUCAUUGUGUCUUCUUGUGCAAGCAUCGUCACUUACUUUGGACGCCAUCAGAGAUGCAACAGCGAAAGAUGAGACGUUGCAGCAAGUUGUUAGAUAUUGCCAGCAGGGCUGGCCACUGUGUCGUAAGCAGGUUGAGCUUGGAGCAAAACUGUACUGGGAUUGCAGAGAUGAGUUGCACGUGAAGGAAGGCUUACUUUGCCGAGGAAGACGUUUGGUGAUUCCCAAGAGUUGCAGGGAACAUACCCUAAACAGACUUCAUGAAGGUCAUCGAGGUAUGGUAGCAUCCAAGAUACGGGCACGAGAAGCCCUAUACUGGCCAGGAAUGUCAAGAGACAUUGAGAGCAAGGUACAACAGUGUACGACAUGCCAAGUAAACUACAGGAGCAACCCUCAAGAGACACUGCUUAGUGUACCCUUACCGUCACUGGCGUGGCAGAAGCUUGCCCUUGACUUUUUCUAUCACCAAGGAUUAACUUAUCUACUCGUCAUUGACUAUUAUUCCAAGUAUGUUGAGUUGCAGGAAAUGCCAAAUGUGACCGCCAAGUGUGUCAUAAACUUUUUGAAGUCCGUGUAUGCACGCCACGGGAUUCCGUCUGAGGUGAUUUCCGACAAUGGACCUCCCUUUAAUUCUGCACUGUUCGCUUCCUUCAACAAGGAGUGGGGCAUUUGUCACAUAACCUCUACCCCUCACUUUCCAAGAUCCAAUGGACUGGUGGAGAGAAGUGUGCAGACCAUUAAGUCCACCUUGACGAAAACGUUGGAUGAUGAACAAGAUGUUCAUAUUGCUCUACUUAAUUAUCGUGCGACACCGACAGAACACUUGCCGUCUCCUGUCGAGAUGUUGAUGGGACGAAGAGUUAGAACAUUGCUGCCAGCACUUCCGACCCUGUACAAGCCAAAUUACCCCUGCGAAGACCAUCAGAAAGGCCUAGAGACAGAAGCAGCAGCACCGGUAUGA